AUGGCGUCGCGUCAGCUGCUGCAGAUGAUGCAGUUCACGGACUCGACGACGACGUCUCAUCACAGCCCUAGACUGCCCGGCGGCGGCGUCCAUGGCCUGCCGCCGCCGACGCCCAUCUCGUCGCCGUUCUCGUCGCGGAAGCCGAGGCUGCAGGAAGGGCAUCCAACAUGUGUCAACCUUACACCUAUCCCCCAUACAGAUGGUCAUCUUUGGAGGAAGUAUGGAGAGAAGAAAAUCAAGAACUCCCCGUUCCCAAGACUAUACUACCGAUGCUCAUACCGGGACGACAGGAACUGCGUGGCGACGAAGGUGGUGCAGCAGGAGAACGACGCCGACCCGCCGCUGUACAGGGUCACCUACAUCCACCACCACACCUGCAGCCCGUCGCCGCCGGCCCCGACGCCGGCGGACGUCGUGUUCGCCGACCCACCAUGGCCGGGCAAAGCGGACCAGCCGGUGUUCUUCAGGUUCAGCCCCACCGGUGCUGACCCGCCGUCGUCGCCGGCGCACCAUCAGCAGUGGCAACACGCAGCAGCGGCGGCGGCGGCCCAGGCGCAGCUCCCCGUGAUGGGCGACGACGAGAAGUGGCCGGCGGCCAUCCGCUCCGGCCAGCUGCCCACGCGGCGGAUGUCGAUGUUCCGCGCCGUCGUCGAUGGGCUCAGACAGAUGAGGUCGUCGGCGCCACCGCCGUCGGCGACGAUGGACGGCGGGUGGGACACGUUCUCGGCGUUCGAUUUGGACUCGUGGCAAUUCGGUUCGGAUGAUGAGUUGCUCUGUGGUGAUCUCAUGCAUUUCCCGGACAGUAUGCAACAACAGUUCUGACGAGCCAUGCUGGAAAUACACAGACUAAUCCAUGUGCUUAAUUACCGUCAGAUUUCUCGUGAAAAUAUAUAUUUUGGUCCCAAAUGUUGUGGUUAAAAAUGCAUAUCAGAGCCCGUAAAAGUGUAUAUUGGAGAGCAGAAUUGAGUUCAAAAUGUAAGGUUAUGCAUUGCCAAACACUGAUACAGCACAAU
Messenger RNA from Oryza brachyantha (malo sina), 1013 nucleotides. RefSeq names its product WRKY transcription factor WRKY71-like. The transcript is spliced from 3 exons. Lineage: Eukaryota; Viridiplantae; Streptophyta; Magnoliopsida; Poales; Poaceae. The coding region runs from base 1 to 822 and encodes 273 amino acids. Gene Ontology annotation, molecular function: sequence-specific DNA binding; methyltransferase activity; DNA-binding transcription factor activity. Gene Ontology annotation, biological process: regulation of DNA-templated transcription; methylation. The record is from RefSeq and is a predicted model, not a curated record.